AUUCGAAAAAGUUUUCAAAAAGGCUCCGUCUGUAUUGCCAGUUACGAUUUUAGACUCCGUAGAUCCAAAGGUUCAAUCUUUCGCCUCGCCUCUACAAGUAGGUUUCGCUCUUUCUCUGUGUUCUCCCGAGUGUAAACAUGGACGACGAAGUAUUGUUUCUUACCAAUCUACGUAUUUGUUUCCUGUGGAAUAUUGCUGGAAAGUUUCCUCCUUUAUUUCUUGGUUUUGCAGUCUUCUAUGGUUGGAUGGCGUUCUUGUUUCCCUUUUUGUUUAGGACAGAAUUCUGAUGUAAUGUGUUGUUGAAUGUGAUGGUAAGAAGAGGAAGGAUGAUGACUGAGGAAGCGACAUCGAGAUGGUGGUGGUUCGACGGUCAUAAAAGCUCAAGCCACUCUCCGUGGCUCCACUCCACUCUCUCUGAACUGGAUGCAAAGACAAAGGCAAUGCUGAGACUAAUCGAGGGAGAUGCAGAUUCUUUUGCCCAACGUGCGGAAACAUACUACAAGAAACGUCCAGAGCUCAUCAGCAUGGUCGAAGACUUUUAUCGUGCCCACCGCUCGUUAGCAGAGCGAUAUGAUCACAUGAAAUCCGAGCAUGGAACUCGUUCUGCCAAACUCUUACAAGAAGCCGUGGAAUCCGUUUGUGACAGCCAGUCUCAAACCAACUCUGAGUCUGAAGGAUAUGCAGAAUCUGAAAUCGAAGAUCCAGAGAACGAAUUUGGAGUCAGCCCGUGUAAAGAAUCGGAAGACGAGGAGGAUCUUAAGGAAGAUGAGACAUCAAAGCUGGUUCAAGAGAGAGAGGGUCUGAGGGAAGAACUGAAACAGAAGGACGAAGAGAAGAGAGAGGUGAUAAGGCAGCUGGCCAUUGCCAUGGAGAUGCUAAAGGAAGAGAAUAGGAGGCUGAGGAAGCGUCUGGUCGAAGAAGAGUCUCUGAAGAAAAAGAGCGCGUUUGAGUUCAAACAGUUUAUGGGGAAGUUGUUUCACGUCGUCAGGUGCGAUGGCAAGAAGAAUGUUAUGUAGCGACCAGAACACGGCCUACCUGUCCGUCCAUCUCUUGAGCUCAGAUUCUCUUUGGCUCUUAUCCGGUAAUGAUGAACUGCUUAUGUCUUUUCUUGGAUUAGACUUUUUCGCUGUAUUAUAAGCCCCAAGUUAAUGUAUUGUUAUAUAUGAGGAUGCUGCAUUUGCAGCUUCUCUCUCCA
This is a messenger RNA of Tarenaya hassleriana, 1195 nucleotides long. RefSeq names its product protein NETWORKED 3C. Gene Ontology annotation, molecular function: actin binding. The transcript is spliced from 2 exons. The record is from RefSeq and is a predicted model, not a curated record. The coding region runs from base 309 to 1016 and encodes 235 amino acids. NCBI's taxonomy places the organism in Eukaryota, Viridiplantae, Streptophyta, Magnoliopsida, Brassicales, Cleomaceae. Gene Ontology annotation, cellular component: vacuolar membrane.